This is a messenger RNA of Colletotrichum navitas, 1345 nucleotides long. RefSeq lists its product as uncharacterized. NCBI's taxonomy places the organism in Eukaryota, Fungi, Ascomycota, Sordariomycetes, Glomerellales, Glomerellaceae. The coding region runs from base 484 to 1026 and encodes 180 amino acids. The record is from RefSeq and is a predicted model, not a curated record. The transcript has a single exon.
CUGGGAAGUGGCCGAUGCUUUUAAUAGCUGUUUCACGUCUACCGUCUGACUUUGGCGACAGCGCGCGCGCUGUGAAGGACGCGCAAUAUCCUGUCGGAUGAGACGGGCUGCGCCAUUGACUCGACACCAUGCGUCUCGCGCACUCUUUGCUCUCCAAGCAUCCCAUAUGGACGCGAUGUUGGGAGUGCCAUAAACAAUAUCGCACCAGUCGGUGGAAAGAAAGCAGUCUGUUGGGCCGCGGCUCGGGACACUCGACGGCCGAAGGUCGUUCCCCCCAAUUAUUCCGUGGCAAAACCUACCCAAUGUCUCCCGCCUCAUCCGGCGCGAAGUAGCCGUCCUUGGGUCCAUCAACACUCGCUAAACGCAGCAUGAUGCUGUUUCGCUUCACGUGGACCGAGGCACACAUGGCUAACAACCGCGCCUCGAGUCUCGCCGUUACCAAGCUACUCACCGUUGGGAACCGUCACUUGGUCUUUCUACCAAAUGCGAGCACUAUGUAGAGAGCCACAAGUAGACAAAGUGCAGAGUGACGGGGCCGUCUGCAUACUAGACGCCCCAUUGUGUCUACUGCACUGGAUGAUACAUGAUGAAAAGCGGAGGCCAGCCGCCGUCGUCCGCCAGUAUUGCUCAGCGGAUCAAGGAGGGCUGAGUUGGGUACGGAUGCAGCUAGCCUCCUCACCGGAUGCUAUGACCAUGCUCAACCGCGAAACGGAAGCCCCUCCGAACCACCGCCGGCAUCUUCUGCAGGCGUCUAGACCACAACUCGACAUGUCAGACAAGGGGGCCAUCUUUGAGAGCCCACUCAAGAGUGCAUGCGCCAAUGACGGCGACUCUCAAUACAGCCUCGCCUUCUUGCUUGGUCACGAUACAUUUCUGUCCCUCCCGUGCUUCAGCACGUUCUCAAAAUUGCUUCCUCUUCGCGAAGACCACAUUUCUCUGCGUUUCUAUGCCCAGCAUGAAGAUGUGAUACAACAAGCUCAUGACGUUGAAUGGGACAUGCAAUUCUUUCUGGUAUCACAAGGCUGAGACGUCAUUUCAACACAGCAUAUGCACCCCGUAUGCAAUGUCGCCUUGUUAGGGUCUGGGGAAGCGUAGCUCGUGGGGAAAGGCAAUUGGAAGUGGGACUUCCCAACACACACAAACACACAAAGUUCCGUUGUUCCCCCACAUCGUCACUUUGUCUUCUUUGAGCCUCAAAACUGACAACGUUGCGGCUCGACCGCCACGUAUGGGCUCUUGAUGCAGCCGCAGGCCCGACGCUGGCCUACGUGUUUCCUUUUAUUUCUCUUUGUCUCUCUCUCUCUCUUUUCAUUCCUUUUUCUUUCUAUCUUUUUUUUUUUUUUUU